This is a messenger RNA of Choloepus didactylus (southern two-toed sloth), 2520 nucleotides long. It is a transcript of the gene LPO, whose product is annotated as lactoperoxidase. The transcript has 12 exons. NCBI's taxonomy places the organism in Eukaryota, Metazoa, Chordata, Mammalia, Pilosa, Megalonychidae. The record is from RefSeq and is a predicted model, not a curated record. Bases 1 to 2139 code for a protein of 712 amino acids. Gene Ontology annotation, biological process: response to oxidative stress. Gene Ontology annotation, molecular function: heme binding; thiocyanate peroxidase activity.
AUGCGGGGCCUUCUCCAUCUCCCAGCCCUCCUGGCAUCCCUGGCCUUGCUCCAGUCUGCAGAGUCCGCCGCAAGUGCAAAGCUGGCCAGAGCUGCUGCCAUCUCUGAUGCUGUGAGUCAAGCCAAGAUCCAAGUCAACAAGGCCUUUCUGGAUUCCCGGACCAGGCUGAAGAUGGCCAUGAGCUCCGAGGCGCCCACCCCCCGGCAGCUCUCAGCAUACCUCAAGCACGCCAAAGGCCAGACGCGCAUGGCCAUCCGUUUCGGGCAGGUGUGGGAGGAGUCCUUAAAGAGCCUGUGGCAGAGCAUGUCCUUGACCAACGUCACAGACCCAAGCCUGGACUUGGCUUCUCUCUAUGGAGAGGUGGGCUGUGGGGCCGCCCCUGCCGUGGUGAAAUGCCAGAAGAAAAGCCCUUACCGCACCAUUACCGGGGACUGUAAUAACAGGAGGAACCCCGCGCUGGGCGCCGCCAACCGGGCGCUGGCGCGCUGGCUGCCGGCGGACUACGAGGACGGGCUUUCCCUCCCCUUCGGGUGGACGCCCGGGAAGACGCGGAACGGCUACCUUCUCCCGCUGGCCCGAGAGGUAUCCAAUCAGGUUGUCGGCUAUCUGAAAGAGGAGGGUGUCCUGGAUCAAAACAGGUCCCUACUCUUCAUGCAGUGGGGUCAAAUUGUGGACCAUGACAUGGAUUUUGCCCCUGACACCGAGUUGGGGAGUAGCGAGUACUCCAAGGCCCAGUGUGAAGAGCGCUGUAUCCGGGGAGACAACUGUUUCCCAAUCAUGUUCCCACCCAAAGACCCCAAGAUGAAGACUCAAGGAAAGUGCAUGCCUUUCUUCCGAGCUGGGUUCGUCUGCCCCACUCCGCCCUACCAGUCCCUGGCCCGACAGCAGAUCAACGCUCUGACCUCCUUCCUGGACGCCAGCUUCAUGUAUGGCUCCGAGCCGAGCCUGGCCAACCGCCUGCGCAACCUCAGCAGCCCCCUGGGCCUUAUGGCCAUCAACCAGGAGGUCUCGGACCACGGGCUGCCCUACCUGCCCUUCGACAGCAAGAAGCCCAGUCCCUGUGAGUUCAUCAACACUACUGCAAAGGUGCCCUGCUUCCUGGCAGGUGAUUCCCGAGCCUCAGAGCAACUCCUGCUGGCCACGUCCCACACCCUCUUUCUCCGAGAGCAUAACCGGCUGGCCAGAAAACUAAAGAGACUCAACCCUCAGUGGGAUGGAGAACAGCUCUACCAGGAAGCCCGGAAAAUCCUGGGAGCCUUCGUGCAGAUUAUCACCUUUAGAGACUACCUGCCCAUUGUGCUGGGUGAUGAGAUGCAGAAGUGGAUCCCUCUGUACCAAGGCUACAGUGAAUCUGUGGAUCCUCGAAUUUCCAAUGUCUUUACCUUUGCCUUUUGCUUUGGCCACUUAGAGGUCCCCCCUGCUGUGUUCCGCCUUGAUGAGAAUUACCAGCCAUGGGGUCCAGAGCCUGAACUCCCCCUGCACGCCCUCUUCUUCAACACCUGGAGGAUGGUCAAAGAUGGUGGAAUUGACCCUCUGGUGCGGGGUCUGCUGGCCAAGAAGUCCAAGUUGAUGAUUCAGAAUAAAAUGAUGACGGGAGAGCUGCGCAACAAGCUUUUCCAGCCCACUCACAAGAUCCACGGCUUUGACCUGGCUGCCGUCAACAUACAGCGCUGCCGGGACCACGGGCAGCCUGGGUACAACUCCUGGAGAGGCUUCUGUGACCUCUCGCAGCCCCAGACAAAGGAGGAGCUGGGUGCUGUGCUGCAGAACCCAAAGCUGGCCGAGAAGUUACUGGAGCUCUACAGGACCCCUGCCAACAUUGACAUUUGGAUGGGGGGCAUUGCUGAGCCCCUGGUUUCAGGGGGCCGGGUAGGUCCUCUCCUGGCCUGCCUUCUGGGGAAGCAGUUCCAGCAGACCCGCGAUGGAGACAGGUUCUGGUGGGAGAACCCUGGGGUCUUCACCAAGAAGCAGCGAGACUCCCUGAAGAGAGUGUCCUUCUCACGCCUCGUCUGUGACAACACUCACAUCACCAAGGUCCCCCGGAACCCAUUCCAGGCCAACAGCUUCCCCCAAGACUUUGUGGACUGCUCAGCCAUUGACGAGCUGGACCUCUCGCCCUGGGGCGCAGAGGAGAACUAAGAGCCUGGGGCUCCACAGCCUCCCACACUGUGAAGCCUGUCUGGUCCAUCAUGCCAUUUCAAGCAAGUUAAAAAACCCAGUCCCUUAGGGGGCCUCACCCCCAUCCUGGCCCUUCCUUCCAGCCGGCUUUCUCUAUCCUCGCCAGAUGGACACCUCGCUCAAGUCCACGUGCAGCCACCUCAGCCUUUCCAGCUGUGCACCCUCCCUCCCGCUGCUGCCACCUCCCUCUCCUCUGCCUGUGGAGAUCCCUCUUUCUGGCAAGACUCAGGCCUCGGAGAUGCCCUUCUGGUGUAGCUUGCAGGAUGGAACCCGUCCUGUGCCCUGAGCAAGCCUUGCCUAGGGAUGUGGCCUUUGCACCCUAUCUUCUUUCCUGUCCUCUCA